Messenger RNA from Astyanax mexicanus (Mexican tetra), 3515 nucleotides. RefSeq names its product crystallin, alpha B, a (gene cryaba). NCBI's taxonomy places the organism in Eukaryota, Metazoa, Chordata, Actinopteri, Characiformes, Acestrorhamphidae. Gene Ontology annotation, molecular function: protein folding chaperone; structural constituent of eye lens. The record is from RefSeq and is a predicted model, not a curated record. Gene Ontology annotation, biological process: protein refolding; response to heat.
UAAAAUGUUCCAAUAAACAGCUUCAAUAAAGAACGAGUUAAAAGAAAGAGUUAAAAGCUGUUUGUCUAUAUUUUCAUUUUUGUUCAUCAGUCAUUCUCACCGUGAAGUGCACUUGGUACAAAGUCAGGUUUGUUUCCAUGGUAACUUGGAAUUGAAGAGGUUGGUGCUGAUAUUAUGGAGGAAUUGCUGCAUUUCUGUCUAUAUCUCUCCAUAUGUUCACACGUAGCUUGUUGUAUAUAUUACACAGGAUGUGAGGCGUUCAGUUUUACAGCUUGUGGCUCGUGAUGUGUGUGGUGUACGGUGGGUGCAUGGGUGCACAUCUGCCGAGCAGGAAGGUCUUUUUAUCCUGGCUGAUUCAGAGCGGAUCACGCAUCUUGCUGAGAGAUGCAAUCCCCAACCGGUUUUGGGGGGCUUCAUAUUAUCUUUCUGCCUGAGUUCUCCAUUGAUGUAGGCCUGAGUGGAAGCGAACUGCAUCCGGCUGUGUCCCCGGGGCAGGGCACGGGGUCCGGAAUCCCCUGGCACGGUUGUCCGCUGGGGCUCCAGCCAAAUUCGGUGGAAGGCUUCGGUCAAAAGCACUCAAACUUAGCCAGACAGAAAUCUUUCUGAGCUUGUGGGCAGGGAGGCAUCAGCAAUAUUCAAAUCCCUGAAAGUAAUCCUGAGGUUCUGUGUGUGAAUGACCUCAGGGCAGCUCAGUCUACAUGGGGUGAUGUAGCAGCUUUGCUUCGGGGUAAGUCAGAGGGCAAAGGGAAAGAGAGCAGCACAAACACUUUACCUCAUCUUUGGAUGAGGAUCAGCGGGUGGGUGUGCUGUUGGCAUGAGCGUGGAGGUCGGGGCAUAAAUAUGGGCUGGGGCAGGGGCAUGAGCUGCACAUCCCCAAGAGCUGCCCACCUACCGAAUCCAUUUGGAGGAGAUAUAAUGGAAAUAGCAAUCCAGAACCCCUGGUUCCGUCGGUCUCUCUUUCCAGGUUUCUUCCCAUUCCGGAUGUUUGACCAGCACGUUGGGGAUCACUGGGAUAGUGAUUUUUUUUCUCCAUUCUACGCCAUGUUCUACUACCGGCCUUCAUUCUGGCGCUACCCAAGCUUGUGGGACAGUGGCAUGUCAGAGGUCAGAAUGGAUAAGGACCGCUUUGUAAUCAACCUGGAUGUGAAGCACUUCUCUCCUGAAGAGCUGUCAGUCAAGGUCAAUGACGAGUAUGUCGAGAUUCAUGGCAAACAUGAGGAACGACAGGAUGAUCAUGGCUACGUGGCGAGAGAGUUCUACAGGAAGUAUAAGGUGCCAACAGGAGUUGACCCUGGAAAUUUCACUUCCUGUCUAUCCUUCGACGGCGUGCUGACCGUCUCUGCUCCUCGCAACCUGCAGGAUGUAUCAGAGCGUAGCAUCCCCAUCACCUGCGAGGAGAAGCCAACUGCACCAAAGUAAACGUGAUGUGGAAGCUGCAUUGCUUCUCUUUCUUCAAGCCCAGACCUCCUCCCAUCUUCCUACUGUAUCUGGUUCUUCUAUAUCCUCUGAGACCUCGACCUACAGAUAGGGAUAACACAGCCUACACCGGUGCACUGACCAUAGUUUUAUUAUAAUAGUAUUUAUAGUGUGUUUGGAAGCUGGAGUUCCUAGUAAACUGAGCAACAACACUAUGUUGAUGUGUAUGUUCUUGCAGCCUUGAAGCCCACCUUAUUAUUUUUAGAGUCUUCACUUUGCCUAUUUAAGCAUGUGGUCACGUAUAGGUAGUUUCCUGCACAGUGAUUUAACCUAGUCUUGGACUAUAUAGCAUUUUGAAUGCAGAAUUUCCAUUUAAAAUGAAAAUAUAUUCUUAGACUAGGAUUAAUCCCCUGUUCACUAAACUUUAAUCCUUCAAUUCUAGUCUUGGACUUUAUAGCAUAUUAUAGAGUUUAAAUAUUUUAGGAUUGAAGGAUUAAAGUUUCUGUCCUUUAAACCUUUGAGCCACAAUCAGAGAAUUUUAUUUCACAAUGUCAGAUUAUGUAAAAUCUGUAUACUGAUAUAGACAAAUUACAAACCCAUAAACUAAAGCAGAUUUGAGUGUUUUUUUUUGGUUGAGGAUAAAAUGGCAUUUCUGAACUGGUUUCUUUGAGUAAAUACAGUGAUUUAACCUAGUCUUGGACUAUAUAGCAUUUUAAAUGCAGAUUUUCCAUUCAAAAUAUAAAUAUAUUCUUGGACUAGUCUUAAUUCCUUGUUCACUAAACUGAAACUUUAAUCCUUCAACCCUAGUCUUGUAUUAUAUAGCACAUUAUAGUCAGAAGACGUACAUAAAGGUUUAAAGAUUUUAGGGGUAGAAAGAUAAAGUUUCUGUCCUUUAUACCUUUUAGCAACACUCAGAGAAUUUUAUUUCACAAUGUCAGAUUAUGUAAAAUCGGUAUACUGAUACAGACAAAUUACAAACCCAUAAACUAAAGCAGAUUUGAGUGUUUUUUUUUUGGUUGAGGAUAAAAUGGCAUUUCUGAACUGGUUUCUUUGAGUAACUACAGUGAUUUAACCUAGUCUUUGACUAUAUAGCAUUUUAAAUGCAGAUUUUUCAUUAAAAUGAAAACACAUUCUUAGACUAGGAUUAAUUCCUUGUUUACUAAACUGAAACUUUAAUCCUUCAACCCUAGUCUUGGAAUAUAUAGCAUAUUAUAGUCAGAAGACUUACAUAAAGGUUUAAAUAUUUUAGGAUUGAAAUAUUAAAGUUUCUGUCCUUUAAACCUUUUAGCAACACUCAGAUAAUUUUAUUUCACAAUGUCAGAUUAUGUAUAAUCUGUAUACUGAUAUAGACAAAUUGCAAACACAUAAACUAAUGCAGGUGGUUGGUUUUUUUCCCCGGCAUUUCUGAACUGGUUUCUUUGAGUAACCACAGUGAUUUAAUCUAGUCUUGGACUAUAUAGCAUUUUAAAUGCAGAUUUUUCAUUCAAAAUGAAAAUAUAUUUUUAGACUAGGAUUAAUCCCUGUUCACUAAACUGAUUCUUAGUGGUUGUGAAUGAUAAUGAUAACCAUGGCCUUCAGAGAAGACUGUAAGAUAAAGCAGAAACCAUUGGGCAUAUGAAGCUGGCUGUAAUUGACAACUGUUCAGUGAAAGGUGUUUUUAUUGUACUGUGUUGAACUAUGUUGAAUAGUGAUCACCAGAACAACUGGAACCCAAUAUGUGUUGUAGUGUAAUGUAUAAAGUAAUGCUGUUUAUGUCUAUAUACUGUGUAUGUUCUAAGAUCAACCCAGAUAAACUAUGGUCAGAACACAAAUAAACAAAUAAUAGCACAUCUCAAAUACAAUGUAGGUCAUAAGAGGUCAACAACAGGUCAUUUGCCACCAGAAUAUGUAUUUAUUAGCCUGAUAAGUUUGGGCUACUGGGGUGCAGAGGUUUGGUCAAUCAUCUUUUUUCUCUACUGUCAAACAUUAUGAUCUUUUUUCUUUAUAUUCUUUAUUUUUCCUUACCUCCAAAUGUGACACAGGACUUCUAUGUACUAAAAGUAUCACCUGUGGCAGUGGCUAACCCAUAGCAUGUAUGUUAUUAAAGGAAGUGAAAGAUA